UGUGACGUAUGAGGAGGCGUUGGCCUCUCCGGUGUGAUCUCAUCGCUGAAGACAGCUCGGAGGCUCCGUAGCGUCGCGUUUUGCCAUCAUUUGUCCAGCAAACACAUUUAAACUAUUUAAAACGGACUGAGUUGUAGUUCUUAAGUUAUCCGGUUGAACUCGUCGAAAUGAUGAAGAACGGUCACCACGCUGCCGAGCCGUGCUGUGAAGCCGGCUGCGGUAAGGCUGCGUGUAGCCCGGAGAAACGGAAGCGGAUGGUGCGGUUGUGGUGUGACGGCUGCUACGACAUGGUGCACUAUGGCCACUCUAACCAGCUACGGCAGGCCAAAGCUAUGGGAGAUUACCUCAUAGUUGGCGUCCACACUGAUGCGGAGAUCUCCAGACACAAGGGACCCCCGGUUUUCACCCAGGAGGAACGCUACAAGAUGGUGCGUGCCAUCAAGUGGGUGGAUGAGAUCGUAGAGGGAGCCCCUUACGUCACCACGCUGGAGACUCUGGACAAAUACAACUGUGACUUCUGCGUUCACGGAGAUGACAUCACGCUGACGGUAGACGGCAAGGACACGUAUGAAGAGGUGAAGCGCGCUGGUCGUUAUCGGGAGUGUAAACGCACGCAGGGCGUCUCCACCACAGACCUGGUGGGACGGAUGCUGCUCAUGACCAAAGCUCACCACAGCAACCUGGACAACACGGAUUACCAGCAGCACACCGACAACUUUGGCAAGGGUGCUACGGUUCACAGCCCGUGGACGGGUGUUUCCCAGUUUCUGCAAACAUCCCAGAAGAUCAUCCAGUUUGCUUCAGGAAAGGAGCCUCAGCCUGGAGACACCAUCAUCUAUGUGGCCGGAGCGUUCGACCUUUUCCACAUCGGCCAUGUUGACUUCUUGGAGAUGGUUAACAAACAGGCGGAGAAGUCUUACGUGAUCGUGGGUCUGCACUUUGACCAGGAAGUGAAUCGCUACAAGAGGAAGAACUACCCGAUCAUGAACAUUCACGAGAGAACUCUGAGCGUCCUCGCCUGUCGGUAUGUGUCCGAGGUGGUGAUUGGUGCUCCCUACGCCGUGGGCAAAGACCUCCUGGAUCAUUUCAAGGUGGAUUUGGUGUGUCACGGUAAGACGGAGGUGUUUCCAGACAAAGAUGGGUCCGACCCGUACUCUGAGCCCAAAAGGAGAGGAAUAUUCCGGGUCAUUGAUAGUGGGAAUAAUCUGACCACUGAUGAUAUUGUGGAAAGGAUCAUUGAAAACAGGCUUCAGUUUGAAGCCAGGAACCAGAAAAAGGAGGCCAAGGAGAUAGCGGUGAUGGAGGCCAUGAAAAGGAGAGCGCAGCAGGAGUAGAACGAAGCUGCAGCUGAGCCUGUCCAAUGAUGAACUCGGACAGGUUUAGGUCUAGUUUACUCCAGCAGAGCCAGGGAGGAAGUCCACGUUGUUCUCAGCUAGAUCAGGUCUGACUUCUCAGAUCCUGAUUCACAUCUUCAACGGAUGUUCCUAGAAAACAUGUGGAUCGUCUUCCUGCCACGAUAUUAUUCUUACCUGUAGAUCCAACACCAAGUUAGAGGCGAGAUCUUUUAAAUAAUCAAAACUGAUUGGAAAACUCUGUGUGUGUGUGUGUGUGUGUGUGUGUGUGUGUGUGUGUGUGUGUGUGUGUGUGUGUGUGUGUGUGUGUUCAUGCGUGCGUGUGUAUGUGUGUGCAUGUGUGUGUGUGUUUAUGUGUGUGUGUGUGUGUGUGCAUGCGUGUGUGUGUGUGUGUGCACGUGUGUGUGUGUUUAUGUGUGUGUGUGUGUGUGUGCAUGCGUGCGUGUGUGUGUGCACGUGUGUGUGUGUGUGAUGCCUAAUUCCUGAAGAAUUAAUUUAACGGUGUGUGACUGAGCGUCUGCCUCUGAGACGUUAAAUCCGUUUAUUUUGCAGUAAUUUGAGUUUUUAAUGGAAACUUUUAUUAACCACGAGUUGCUUUUAUAAGCCUAUCUCAGCUUAAUUAUUUGUUUGUGAGCUGAAGAAAAGAAAAAAACUGGUUUGCGAUACUUAAAAGUAUAUUUUAGUAGUUCUGUUUUUGCCUUCAGUUAAUUUAUGUGUAAAUUGUACAUUAUGAAAUAAAUGAGUGAUCUAUGUAAAGCAUUGUAUUAACCUGCUGUAACCAUGACGAUGAGCUCAGAGGCACGGUUGACUGAAGCAGAAGAAUUUGGCCACAGCUGCUCACAAAUGAAAGCCAGCUGUGGAAAACGCUCCAGCUGUUAACGGUGGCUUUUGUUAAAACCUUGUAAUAAAAAUAUGAAUGAAGUGAAAAGGCAGGUUUGAUUAUGUUGGUGCUAGACCGUGUGUACAACGACAAGUAAAAACCUGGAGGUUUGGUCUAAAGAGUCUAAGAAACCCUGUUUGUCUUACUGACUUGUAUGAGCUGUAACCAUGGAAGCUGAUUUUACCUGGAGACUUGUUUUGAUGUGCUAAUGAGCUUUUGUGUGUUUGAGAAAUUAAAACAACCCAAAAGUG
Molecule: messenger RNA, 2483 nt
Organism: Nothobranchius furzeri (turquoise killifish)
Lineage: Eukaryota; Metazoa; Chordata; Actinopteri; Cyprinodontiformes; Nothobranchiidae
Gene: pcyt2
Product: phosphate cytidylyltransferase 2, ethanolamine
Biological process (GO): phosphatidylethanolamine biosynthetic process
Cellular component (GO): cytoplasm
Molecular function (GO): ethanolamine-phosphate cytidylyltransferase activity
Source: RefSeq, a predicted model, not a curated record